AUUGAAACCAACCCUAAGCUCCUUCUAUCUCUGCUCUAAAGGUCAAUCCGGAGUGCAGAUGCGGACUGAAAAGGAACUUCUAGUUUGGUGCAAUUACAUUGGUGCCGUCUGUGGGAAUUCGAACUGAAAGCUUUCUUGUUUCUCUUUCAUCAUGGUUAACACUCGAUCAGUCCGAGCUGGCAAUUCAUCUCUGCCUCUUGGGCAAGGUCAACUCCCCAACAACCUCCCACCUCAGCUCCCACCUCAGCUUCCACCUCACAUCCCAAAUAUACGUAAUGACAACUCAACUUGCUGUCAUGCAACAACAGUUUUCCAGUUGGUACUAGCUCAGCUUUUAGCUAGAAACAAUCUUGUUGAUCCCCUCAUUAAUUUACUGAACCCUGCUCCACAACCCCCAGCUCCACAACAGAAUCCUCAACCAAUUCAGCAUGCUCUUGCUCUUAGUGAAUCUCAAGGUCAAUCUCACAUAGCACCAGCUCAGCAACCCCUUCCUGAUGAUGUCACUAGACGUCUAGACAGCCUAGAAAAAUCUUUCCCUCUACUUUUCGAGAAGGUUGAUCAGAAAACUACUUCUGAGCUGAUGCGAGUCAAACAGAGGGACGGAGAAUCUCUGAAGAAUUACAUGAGCAGGUUUAAUGAUGCAGUAUUGGAGGUUAGUUCCUUCGACCAAGCUGUAGGGAUUGCAGCUGUGAUCCCUGGUCUUAACCAUGACAGGUUUAGAGACAGUUUGAUCAAACAUCCUGCCACCACCUUUAGCGAGGUGAAUGAUAGGUCUUUGAAAUUUAUAACUGCUGAGGAAUAUGCCCUAGUGCAGAACCCAACUCCCUCUAAGAACCAAAACCCAGAAUGGAGAGAUGACAAUCCGAGCAAGAAAAGGAUGAGGAUGGCACAGAAUCGAGGUCCGAUGUCGACCUCCACACCGAGAUUCGAAAAGUCGAACUCAACACCCCCGCAACAAUCUACAGAGCAGUGCAACAGUUUAAGGUCCGAGCUAGAAUGCCUAGCUCAGAAGGGAAUGCUGAAUGAGUCAGAGAGCUGAACAAUCGAGAUUUGUCACAGAAUAGAGGCCACAGCCUCAAGGAAUCUGAUGAGCUAAAUUUAGAUACAUAUUAAUAAGAAAUUUUUACUUUGAUAUUAUUGAUAUUUUGAUGAGUUUUAUGGGAUUUUGUUUGAUUUUACAUGGUUUUCAUUCUUUGUGUAGGAAAGGAUUUAAUUGGAAGAAAUCAUACUUUUCAGA
Molecule: messenger RNA, 1237 nt
Organism: Rubroshorea leprosula
Lineage: Eukaryota; Viridiplantae; Streptophyta; Magnoliopsida; Malvales; Dipterocarpaceae
Source: the annotation of a GenBank genome assembly